AUGAAAGAAAAGUCCAGUAAUGUUCCUAUAAGAACCUUAGGUGUCCGUACGGGUAGCUAUAUAGCAAUAAUUGUGUUUGUGGUGUAUUCAUGUUUACAAAUAUGGUAUCAAAAUGCUAAUUAUAUGACCAAUAAAGAGGUUUAUCAGAUGAGAAUGUCUGAUAGCCAUUCAGUUGCAAUCGAUAGAAAACCUACAUUACACCCUGAAGCUAAGCAUCUUCAUGUGGGUAAGAAAGCUAUGGUUAGUAGUGACGUACCUGUAUGUUCGAAAUUGGGAAAAGAGAUCUUAUUGAAAGGAGGUAAUGCUGCCGAUGCUGCGGUUACUGUGGCCCUUUGUAUUGGAAGUGUUAACUCUGCAUCUUCAGGAAUUGGUGGUGGAGGAUUCAUAUUAAGUUCUUUAGACGGUAAGGAUACUAUUAGUAUUGAUGCUCGAGAAAUGGCACCAGGGAAGUCAUUCACAGAAAUGUAUGAAGAUAAUCCAAUUUUAGCCACUAUUGGAGGAUUAGCUAAUGGAAUUCCUGGAGAAUUGAAAGGUUUAGAUACUUUAUAUAAACUUCAUGGAUCUGGGAAUUUAACUUGGGCACAAUUAAUCGAACCAGUGAUUAAAUUGAACCGUGAAGGAUUUGAAGUUGGAUUGGUAGUUCAAGCAACCAUUGAUGUUUUAUUAGAAAGAUAUUUACCAUUAUUUCCUUCAGUAUUGAAAAAUUGGGAUUUUAUUUAUAAUGAAGAUGGAAGUUCGAAGAAAAUCGGAGAUAUCAUCAAAAGACCAAAUUUGGCCAAUACUUUAGAAAUGAUAGCUAACAAUGGAUCAAGUGAUAUCUUUUAUGAUCCUCAAGGUCCUAUCGUUAAAUCAUUAAUUAAAGUCAAUAACCUUCAUGGUGGGAUGUUUGUUAGUGAUGAUUUUGCUCGAUAUGAAGCCAUUGUAGAGAAACCUUUAAGUUUGAAAAUUAAUGAAGAUAUUGAAGUAUUCACCGCUAAUGGUAUUAGUUCAGGAUUAGUAUUAUUAGGAGGAUUGAAUCUUUUCCCUAAAUUGUUCUCUAAAGGUGAUAAUAAACCCACAAUUGUUCAUAAAAUGAUUGAAACAAUGAGAUGGAUGGCAUCUGUCAGAACCAGAUUAGGUAAUGGUAAUAAACAUUAUCAAGAGAUGAUUGAUUUAUAUACACUGGAAGAUUGGGCUGAAGAUAUUGUCAAAAAUAAGUUCAGUAAUAACCAUACUUUUGGUUGGGAACAUUAUGAUCCAUUAUAUGAAAUGACAGAACCUCAUGGAACUUCCCAUUUUUCCAUUUUAGAUGAAAAUGAUAAUUCCAUUGGUAUGACUACCACCGUCAACUUAUUAUUUGGAUCUUUGGUUUAUGAUAGUGCUACAGGAAUUAUUCUUAAUAAUGAAAUGGAUGAUUUCUCAACUAAACAAUUCAAUAAUUCUUUUGAUUUACAACCUUCAAAGUAUAAUUUGAUUCAACCUUAUACCAGACCUUUAUCAUCUACCGCACCAACUGUUAUCAAGAAUAAAGGGAAACCGGAAGUUCUUAUCGGAGCCGCAGGAGGUUCAAGAAUCACCACAGCAAUUUUCCAAGCUAUUGUAAGAAUGUAUUACCUUGAUUAUUCAUUAUUAGAUAGUAUUGCCUUCCCCCGAUUCCAUGAUCAAUUAUUACCUGAUUAUAUCUUUACUGAAGAUCUUGGAAUGUUAUCCAAUGAAUUUAAAGAUUUAGAUUUGGUAGGAGAAUUGAAUCAUUUGGGUCAUAACUUUAAACAUACAGGAGUUGAAACUGCCAUGAAUGGGAUUAGAAAGGUUAAUGAUGAUAUUGAAGGAGUCAGUGAUUACUGGAGGAAAAGAGGCGAGUCAGACGGCUACUAA
Messenger RNA from Yamadazyma jaroonii, 1854 nucleotides. The record is from the annotation of a GenBank genome assembly. NCBI's taxonomy places the organism in Eukaryota, Fungi, Ascomycota, Pichiomycetes, Serinales, Debaryomycetaceae.